UCUGGGCUGCUUGUUUUGGCAGGCCUUCCGCCACCCCUGCCUGGCCACCCCUGGGCAUGUGUGUCCCCGAGUGCUCCCUUAAGCAGGGCUGCCUGUGGCCGUAUGGCCCGGGGAGGUGGCAGCCCCGUCUGUGUCGUCUCUUACUCGAUGGUCGCUAUUCCAGGAGGAGUGUUCACAAUGGGCACUGAUGAGCCUGAAAUACAGCAAGAUGGUGAAUGGCCUGCUAGAAGGGUCCGCGUUAACGGUUUCUACAUGGAUCAGUAUGAGGUCAGCAAUGAGGAGUUUGAGAGAUUUGUGAAUUCCACUGGGUACGUUACUGAGGCAGAGAAAUUUGGUGAUUCCUUUGUGUUUGAGGGAAUGCUGAGUGAAGAAGUGAAGGCUGGCAUCCACCAGGCAGUUGCAGCAGCUCCCUGGUGGUUGCCUGUGAAGGGAGCCAACUGGAAGCAUCCCGAGGGUCCUGACUCUACUAUCUCCAACAGAAUGGAUCAUCCAGUUCUUCAUGUCUCCUGGAAUGAUGCUGUGGCAUUCUGCACCUGGGCAGGGAAACGAUUGCCAACUGAGGCUGAAUGGGAAUACGGCUGUCGAGGGGGCCUUGAAAAUAGGCUUUUCCCCUGGGGCAACAAGCUUCAGCCAAAAGGUCAACAUUAUGCCAAUAUCUGGCAGGGAGUGUUCCCAACGAAUAACACUGCAGAAGAUGGAUACAAAGGAACUGCGCCUGUCACUGCGUUUCCUCCCAAUGGAUAUGGCUUGUACAACAUUGUAGGAAAUGCCUGGGAAUGGACGUCUGACUGGUGGGCUGUUCGUCAUUCAACAGAUGAAGUUCACAACCCUAAAGGGCCCCCAUCGGGGACGGACAGAGUGAAGAAGGGUGGAUCCUAUAUGUGCCAUAAGGUAUCGCUGUGCAGCCCGGAGCCAAAACACUCCCGACAGCUCUGCUUCCAACCUGGGCUUCCGCUGUGCAGCAGACACCUUGCCGGAGCUGCCGUGACCAAGUGGGCUGUCGCACCGAGACCUGAAGGACUAAAUUUCACCCAGGGAAGAAGAGAUGUGUGGAAGUGUCACUUGCUGAUGAGACAGAAUAGAAAAAUCUAGGGCUUAAACUUCCUGCUGGGGGAAAAAGAUCCAAUGUUGCUUGAAGAACGUUGCUUUGGGGAAGCUGGCCUUGGACUUCUAUCCUGACCAAACUUUUUAUCGGUGAAUUCCGUUGGUUUUAGCGAGUAUUCUGGAGUUAACUAGCACAAAACGGAGCAGAAAGAUGACUAUUGUGUUUUAAAAGCUCAAUACCUCUGUUAGGAAAAAAUCUUUAUUAGUUUUAUUUAUGUAUAGAUUAAAUUUCUACAGUCAAAUCCAAUAAGCAAGGACUUUAUAAACUUCUGGGCAGCUUUAAAAGAGAUUUGAAGCAGUGAAAUUCUAGACAGCUUUAAAAGCAAAUUGAAGGAGUAAAGAAGAGGCGAAGACCGGCAGGCAGACGGCUAUCGACACAGGCAGUUAGUGCAGCCCUUGUGUUAUGUUCCUGUUGCAGUGAAAAUUGGGUCUGGAAAUGUGCUUUUUCUGGUGAGAUACUUGCUUCUCUUUACAAAGUGCCUUCUGCAACUGAGGGGCAAUAAUCCUCAGGGUGGUGAUGAUUAGAGACGAUGUACAUAUUUGAAUAAAAUUUCAAGCAUUUCUGUAUGCUGAAGACCUUUAUUGAUGGAAAACCACUGGCAAUUUCCUUUGAAUUUCUCUUGGACAUGGUGUAGGCUGAUUUGGGGGACUUGCAAAUUGCACAAAUGGCAUCAUUAGAAACUGAGGCUAACAAAUGAUUCCACGUGAGUAAGAGAUCAUUAAAGUGAAAAGAUGGCAGAUGUAACGGUGAGCCCUAAUGCCUAACAAGGUAAAUUUUGAAACUGUUGUUUUAUUAAAAAAAAAAAACAAACCUUAAAAAAUACCAUUUAAAAGGAGAGGAAUUUUAGCUAGGAAGAAGGGAAAUGGGAAUGACAAGAGCUACCUCAUUUUGGGAUCUGAAUUCCAGGCCUUUCUGGUAUCUGCUCUUACUUCUGUGCCAGGCAACUGCUUGCUCCAAGUGGAGGUGGAACAAGAAAACAAGCACGGCCUCUGCAGCGAGCUCCGCUCCAGAAGGGCCGCCCUUCGGCGCCUGUCGCUGCCCUCCACCAGGCCUCUCGGCUGCCUGUGUGUAGAGCGGGGACUGAACCUGGCCGUCUCGUCAGCUGCUCUGGGACCCAGUGGUGAAAAAUGUGGCAGAUUAACACAUUUUUGCAACGAUGCUGGUCUUUCCCAGCAUUGUCUUUUCUGCAGUAAGGCAGGUUUGGGGUUAAUGCAAAUCCUUCACUUGCCAGCUCCUUCUCCACUCAAGUGUUUCAUGUUGAAAGGAAGAUACGGGAGAAGAUCUGAGGUGCCCUUCAACACCCAGCACGCAGUGGGGGUAGAGGGUAAUUCUAGCCAGCAAAAAAUGGUUCCAGAACACACCACUAUGACUUGGUGCUCACAUAAGCAUGAUAAAAGCUGUGGUAGGUAAAUAUUUUGUGUAGUAACGACUGCCUUACCAGCAUUAAAUGUUUCAUUAAAAUCUAUGCAUUAAAAAUACCUACUUUACUAAGAGUAAUGGGAAAAGAUCUUAUCUGUUUCUAUCCUUCUGCCACAAGAAGGAAUAGCCUUUAUAAAAGGCUUUGCCUAGACCUGGUUUUGGUUUUUAUUCUGGAAACAAUACCUGAUAAAAAUACGUGCACAAUUCUAUACAUGGGAAAAUUCUUAUGACUUUAUUUAAAUAAACAGC
Egretta garzetta (little egret) is the source of this 2773-nucleotide messenger RNA. It is a transcript of the gene SUMF1, whose product is annotated as sulfatase modifying factor 1. The transcript is spliced from 9 exons. NCBI's taxonomy places the organism in Eukaryota, Metazoa, Chordata, Aves, Pelecaniformes, Ardeidae. Gene Ontology annotation, cellular component: endoplasmic reticulum. The record is from RefSeq and is a predicted model, not a curated record. The coding region runs from base 103 to 1092 and encodes 329 amino acids.